This is a messenger RNA of Linum tenue, 273 nucleotides long. Lineage: Eukaryota; Viridiplantae; Streptophyta; Magnoliopsida; Malpighiales; Linaceae. The record is from the annotation of a GenBank genome assembly.
AUGCUGAUAGUGCAUUGUGGGUCGGGGGACGAUGAUCUUCGUGCCCACGCCGUGGAGAUUGACGAGGAUUUCGAUUGGAGUUUCGAGCCGAAUGGCUUUGGCACGACACUUUUCUGGUGCAACUUGGCGGUAGAGGGUCGGCGGCUUUCUUUCGUGGCGUAUGAUCAAGGGAGCGACGCAGCUAAAGUCCAUUACUGGGUUGCCUAUGAUGACGGGCUCUAUGGGAAGGUGACCAGUACCGACGGGGAACGUUUUAUGGGUAAAUGGAAGUGA